Molecule: messenger RNA, 869 nt
Organism: Nymphaea colorata (pocket water lily)
Lineage: Eukaryota; Viridiplantae; Streptophyta; Magnoliopsida; Nymphaeales; Nymphaeaceae
Exons: 2
Coding region: 230-634 (134 amino acids)
Source: RefSeq, a predicted model, not a curated record
UAUGAUCUCGAUUCCCAGUCUUAUCAAGGACUUUAUGCCACCGUCACGUGUAGUUUUCUUCUUUGACAGGUCAUGUUUGCAACCAGGAACAAGCAAAAAAAGAGUGGAGUCCAUAUGUGAAGAGCCUGUACUUUGUCCCCUUCCAGAGAGCUCUUAUGUAUGAUCUUAUUGCCGUCCUUUCAACUAACGUCCCUUAAGCAAUCACUAGCAACAGCAAUAUUCACGUCCCAUGGAACUAGAUAGGCCUUCAUUGUGGCUCUUGUUCUUCCUUCUCUUCUGCAUGAGUGACCCAAUUUCAGCAAAUGCGGAGGAUAAAAAGUUGCCUUCAUCGCCCGCAAAUCUCGAGGAACUCGAGUUUCUUAAAGGUCUCCUGGAUUACAAGGCAGGGGUGGGCUUCGGAUGUGAGCGACUGCGGAAAGAGCAGAAACACAUGAAAGGUGGGUAUGUGGGCAGGAUUUUGAAAGGGGGGGCGGGACAUGGGAAACAAGCGGCUUCUGGAAGAGGUUAUAGACGUCCACCGACUAAAAGUACCAGUAGCGCAACCUCCUUCCGGCUUUCCGGCACCUUCUUCCCACCACCGUUGCUGAAAGAUUUAUUCUCUCUUUGUCUCGUCGUUUUUCUCUUUCCACUGUAGUAAUGACUAAAGAGAGAGGGAGAGGGAGAGGGAGCCGGGUUGAUGGGUAUACCCACCAAGAGAGAAACUAGCUAGACAUGCAGUGCAAUUAAUCAGACCAGUUAUUUUUACCCCGAAAAGAAAAAUCUGAUCCCAAAAAAAUGCAUUACUCCCAUGAAGAUAGUUCCUACAUGAAGCCGUUGGUACAGUUUUUUUUCCUAUCAUAGAGUCCUGUAUAAUAAAGUUAGAUAAUUGA